This is a messenger RNA of Cicer arietinum (chickpea), 1659 nucleotides long. Its product is annotated as BTB/POZ and TAZ domain-containing protein 4. The record is from RefSeq and is a predicted model, not a curated record. NCBI's taxonomy places the organism in Eukaryota, Viridiplantae, Streptophyta, Magnoliopsida, Fabales, Fabaceae. Gene Ontology annotation, molecular function: protein binding.
ACAAAUUUCUGAAAGAGAGAGAGAAGAGAGAGAACAAAGGGCGAUAACUCUCUUUCACAAGCCCCCUUUCUUUCUCCUUUGCUCUCUCUCUUUUCCCAUUUCUUCUUAAUCCACAAAUAAGAUUAAACGACGUCGUUUCGACGCGGAACGCGGUGUUAUUUAUUUCCAUUGGAGAAUCUCAAAAAUAACAAAGGAAUACUUCAGGCAAGGUUCGAAUAAGACCAGUGAUUGGUGAAGCAUAAACUGAUGACUAACAUGGAUGGACAAUCACUCCAUAAUGCUAAGAAACUCGUUCCGGUACCGCCUCCUUUGCCUCGUUCAGCAGCAACUGGUUAUCCUUGUGAGUAUCUGGUGAUGAAUAAUUUAGCUCCCAGAGGGCAAAGCAGCUGUAUCUCUUCAGCAACAAGAGAUUUGUGGGAGCGCCUUUUCAAUGAAGGUUAUAAAGCAGAUGUUCGCAUUAAUACGGAUAACGGUGGCAUUGUUUAUGCUCAUUCUAGCAUUAUUGCCGUGGCUUCUCCUGUAUUGAGAGGCAUGCUGAAGCAAGCAGAUCGUCGCAAUCGAUGGCGUUCAAUCUCAAUCUUUGGGGUUCCACAUGAUGCUGUGCGAGUUUUUAUUCGAUACUUGUACUCUUCCUGUUAUGAGAAAGAAGAAAUGGAGGAAUUUGUCCUACAUUUGUUGGUGCUUUCGCAUGUAUACUCGGUUCCUCACUUGAAGCGUUUAUGUGAACAGAAGCUAGAAUUGGGUCUACUCAACAUAGAUAAUGUAGUUGAUGUAUUUCAACUUGCAUUACUGUGUGAUUCUCCACGGCUCAGUCUCAUCUGUCACCGUAAAAUAAUCAAACACUUCAAAACUGUUUCGGCUUCAGAAGGAUGGAAAGCAAUGAAGCUGAGCCACCCAAUUCUAGAAAAGGAAGUUCUGGAAUCAAUGAUUGAAGAAGAAAAUAGUAAGAAGGAGAGGGUCAGAAAAAUGAACGAAAGAGAGAUCUAUCUGCAAUUAUAUGAUGCAAUGGAAGCUCUUGUUCACAUAUGUAGAGAUGGUUGUCGAACUAUUGGCCCUCACGACAAAGCCUUCAAAGCAAACCAACCAUGUAGGUAUGCAUCCUGCAAAGGGCUUGAAUUGCUCGUUCGUCAUUUUGCUGGCUGCAAGUUGAGAGUCCCAGGAGGUUGUGCUCAUUGCAAGAGAAUGUGGCAACUGUUGGAGUUGCAUUCUCGACUAUGCGCUGAUCCGGAUAUUUGUAGAGUUCCUUUGUGCAGGAACUUUAAGCAGAGAAUAUCAAAACAAAGCAAGAAAGAUGAAAUUAGAUGGAAAAUAUUGGUUGAAAAGAUUUUGAGAACAAGAGGAAUCGGGAUUGCGUCAUGCUUUCGGCGACUAUGACUAUGGUUUUAGCUGGAGACAUUAAUAGAACUGUGGAUUAACAGCAGUUGAUAUAAAACCAUGUUCAAAUUGUAAAGUUUGUGUAUGAAUUAGGUUAGUAAGAAAUGGUCCUCAAGGAUGAAGUGUUGCUCCUCUCUACCUUUAUUUUAAAAAUAUAAUGCAGAGGAACACUCUCUUCCAACAUUUGUUUAUUUGUUUAUUUUCUUCUCCCCUACCGAUGCUUUAUUUUUAUGUGUAAUUAUCUUCUAAUGCGUUAAAUGAACCAUAUGGCCAUAUCAAUAUUUU